Molecule: messenger RNA, 1952 nt
Organism: Sinocyclocheilus rhinocerous
Lineage: Eukaryota; Metazoa; Chordata; Actinopteri; Cypriniformes; Cyprinidae
Product: attractin-like
Exons: 11
Coding region: 198-1952 (584 amino acids)
Cellular component (GO): Golgi apparatus
Molecular function (GO): protein binding
Source: RefSeq, a predicted model, not a curated record
AAAACUCGUCAUGUCCGGGUGUCGAUAUGCGUCUCGGUACUGCAGCGAUAAGCAUCGGUAAGAUGUGAACGGGAAGAAAAGAUAAAACAAUCUGCCUCCAAAACGAAAGCAUCGACGACCCUGUCAUCCUUUGUCUCCCGUCAUCCGCUAGUGACUAGCAGCGGAUUCGCCGCCGACUGUCGGCCGUAUCUGCGCGAAUGGCCGCGGAGGUUCGGAGGGCCCUCGGCCGGGGCUGGUGUCUGACACUCGGCCUGGCUCGCGGAGGCCUUCACGGCACCGUACUGCGAUUUCUUCUCUUCAUCACAGCCCUCAGCGGACUGGUCCGUCUCCCCGCGGCCACGGAGGCGAAGGAGUGCGAUAAAACGUGCUUGAACGGCCAGUGUAACACCGCCAGUGGCGUGUGUGUGUGCGAGCCGGGAUGGGUCGGGGAGCAAUGCCAGCACUGCGGCGGCCGCUUCAGGCUAACGGGACCCUCAGGCUAUCUUUCGGAUGGACCAGGAAACUACAAAUACAAGACCAAGUGCACAUGGCUUAUUGAGGGACAGCCGAACUCAAUCCUGAGGCUUCGCUUUGAGCACUUUGCCACCGAGUGCAGCUGGGAUCAUCUGUAUGUGUAUGAUGGAGACUCCAUCUACUCUCCUUUACUCGCUGCCUUCAGUGGUUUGAUUGUUCCUGAGAGCUACAGCAAUGAGACUGUCCCAGAGGUGGUGGCACAGUCUGGUUUCGCCCUGCUGCACUUCUUCAGUGACGCUGCGUAUAAUCUCACCGGCUUCAACAUGUCCUACGGGUUAAAUACCUGCCCCAAUAACUGCUCCGAUCGUGGGGAGUGUCGUGUGGGGAAUUCCAGUGACUCUGUGCAGUGUGUAUGUGAGGACGGCUGGAAAGGAGAGGCCUGUGACGUGCCCUACUGCUCCUCUCACUGUGGCUUCCCUCUGCGGGGACGAUGUGACAGCUCCGCCAAGCGCUGCCAGUGCAAACCAGGAUGGCAAGGCCUGGACUGUUCAAUAACUGUACCAGCAAAUGUUUCCUUCUGGACACGUGAGGAAUACAGCGGGCAUGGCUUGACGCGGGCGUCCCAUAAGGCUGUGGUUCAUGAAGACGUGAUGUGGGUGAUAGGUGGACAUGUGUUCAACUACACACACUACCAGAUGGUGACUGCGUUCAACAUCUCCUCUCAAAGCUGGAUGUUGUUAAACUGGUCCGUCAACUAUGUAACUGGACGCUACGGUCAUUCUCUCUCCCUGCAUGAGGAUAAAAUCUACAUGUACGGUGGGAAGAUUGACUCCACAGGAAACGUGACAUCAGAACUGUGGGUGUUCCACACGCGGAACCAGUCGUGGGUUCUGCUGAAUCCGCAUGCUAAAGAACAGUAUGCCGUCGUGGGCCAUUCUGCACACACUGUCCAUCUCGACGAAUCGGAGCCCGUCAUACUGGUCGUGUUCGGACACUGCCCUCUUUACGGAUACAUCAGCCAAGUGCAGCAGUACAACAUUGUAAAAAACACAUGGAGUGUUUUAGAGACUCGUGGGGCGCUGGUUCAGGGUGGCUAUGGGCACAGCAGUGUGUACGACCCUCAAACCCGCUCCAUCUACAUCCAUGGAGGCUAUAAAGCUUUCAGUGCCAAUAAAUACGGCUUGGCUGGAGACCUGUACUGCUACGAUGUGGACAAGAGAAUGUGGUUGAUUCUGAGAGACAGUGGUUUUUUCCGUUACCUCCACACGGCAGUGAUUGUUGGCGGGAACAUGUUGGUGUUUGGAGGGAACACGCACAACGACACCUCAAUGAGCCAUGGGGCGAAGUGCUUCUCCUCAGACUUCAUAACAUACAGCAUAGGGAUCGGAGACAUGCCUGUCUGGUGCUAUUAUCUCGCUUUUCAUUUAGAUAAUGAGGGAUGCUAUGAGUAUGAUGUCAGAAUAGAUGCACUACGAGCACUUGAAUACGGCGGCUCUUGA